Durio zibethinus is the source of this 1320-nucleotide messenger RNA. The record is from RefSeq and is a predicted model, not a curated record. Lineage: Eukaryota; Viridiplantae; Streptophyta; Magnoliopsida; Malvales; Malvaceae.
AUGGGUGAGAUUCCCAAGGAAUUGGGAGCAUUGACAUUAAUGUUCAAUCUUUUGCGAAGUGGUAACCAACUUUCAGGCAAAAUUCCAUCAGAGAUUGGAGUUCUUUCAAACCUGCGACAUCUUAACUUGGCAUCAAACAAUUUAAGUGGAUCAAUUCCUAAUAGACUUGGAAAGUGCUCUAAGUUAUUGAACCUGAAUUUGAACAAGAAUAAACUUGGAGAAAGCAUUCCAAUUUCAAUAAGCUACAUAUAUGGUCUUGAAAAUCUAGACUUAAGUCAGAAUUUACUUAUUGGGGAGAUACCACAACAGCUUGCAAAAUUACUUUCCUUGGAAAUAUUGAACCUUUCUCACAAUAUGCUCAAUGAAGGUCCUAUUCCCAACAUUAAGGCAUUUCAUGAGGCUUCAUUUGAUGCCUUAAGAAACAAUAAGGGCCUAAGUGGUAAUGCCACUGGACUAAUGCAUUGUGUCGUCGCUGCUGCUAGCAACAACGUUGGUCAUAGAAAAAGCACCAAUGUCAUCAUUUGCAUUGUGCUUUCACUCUUUGGUCUUCUUCUUUUACUCGUUAUCAUGGCUGGAAGUUUCUUUAUUCUUUGCCAAAAGAACCAAACUAGAAAAUCUGAGUCAAUGGAGCUCCAACAAUUGCAUUCGGGAGGCUAUGGAGCUGUUUAUAAAACUGUGCUACUCAUUGGUGAGGUGGUUGCAGUGAAGAAACUUCACCAAUCUGAAAAUAACACGAUUUCCAACAACUUGAAAGCCUUUGAAAGCGAGAUUCAUGGUUUAUCAGAAAUAAGGCAUCAUAACAUUGUGAAGCUGUAUGGCUUAUGUCCACAUCCAAAGAACUCAUUUUUGGUUUAUGAGUUUGCAGAAAGGGGAAGUUUGAAAAUGGUGUUAAGGAAUCAGGAUGAGGCAAUUCAGUUGGAUUGCGAGAAGAGGUUAAAUGUUGUAAAAGGAGUGGCAAAUGCCUUGUCUUAUAUGCCGCACGACCAUUCACCACUUAUAAUUCAUCGAGACAUUUUUAGCAACAAUAUUCUUCUCGAUUCGGACUAUGAGGCUCAUGUCUUAGAUUUUGGCACAGCCAGGCUUUUAAAGCCCGAUACUUCUAAUUGGACAUCAUUUGCUGGCACUUUCGAGUAUAUAGCUCCAGAUCUAGGGAAGUGGAGACUCCUUUUGGUGAAAAGGAGGUCAGAUCUGCGCGCAGGAGGUCAAGAAGAACAGUUUGAUGUUUUUGAGAUUUUUUUGACCACCGGCGCAACGGCUGGUGACCGACGAACGACGACGACGGCGACUGUGGUGGCGGUAGACCGGCCAGCAUCCGGUUGA